ACGCCGACCCAGCUUGGUGAAAUCGCCGAAGUAAAGAAAGCAAUCGAUCGCAUUACUAAACGAGAACUUGCAUCAAUUUGAGAGCAUGGAGUUUUGUAUGAAAUAUUUUCCAUUGAUAACCCACGGACCUGAAUCUUCUUCCUUGCUAAUGCACGUGCUGUUUUCUAAAGCCCUUUUAAAGCCCAGUGCAAGUGCAACAGAGGACCUGAUGUGGCACAUUCGCAGCGUAUAUAUAAAUUCCAUGGAUGUCAUCGAAAAUGUCAGAGUAAGAACAAGGCACAAACCUCUCUUGAGAGCUAACCGUACACUAGAAGGUGGAACAACAAGAUCGCCAUUUUCUCAUGCGCAACACCAGCCAGGAUGCUAGCUGUACGAGGGAACACAGUUUCAGCCGAGGAGAAGAGCAUUCGUGAAGAGCUGGAGGAAGAGAUAGAGAGGGAUCUAGAACAAGAGAUCAUCGACCAAAUGUUUCGACUCACUCGUCGCUUGCAGAGUCUGUAUCAGCACAAGGAUAGGAGAGAACUUAUUAAUGGCUCACCCAGUUACAUUUACCAGUGGCCUACAGCAAAUGCAAUUCUUUCUGAGAUGAACAUCAGUGUCAGGUUGGAUGGGCAAUGCAGAAUCGACAUAACUAAGGUUGAGCAACAUGCUGAUCCCGUUCAAGUGAGGUCGUGGCCCGAUACUGAUCCACCUGAGAAAAGAAAGGGAUCUCCGAUGAGAAAGCGGGGGAUACGGUUUAUCUCAGCAAGCAACAAAACCAUCCAGUUGUGCCCUGGAGAUAAGUAAGCAUAUAGUAGUAUACACUCGAAGCUCACAGCUGAGAAACAAUAACAGAGACGCGUAAAAAAAAGAGUAUGAACUUGUGUGCUAAAUCAAUGUAAUUCAGGUAUAAAUGCAAUUCAACUAUGUAAAAGGAUAUAGCCUCUUCAUGGAAAUAAUA
Lolium perenne is the source of this 940-nucleotide messenger RNA. RefSeq lists its product as uncharacterized. Lineage: Eukaryota; Viridiplantae; Streptophyta; Magnoliopsida; Poales; Poaceae. The record is from RefSeq and is a predicted model, not a curated record.